AUGGCAAAGUUGGUAGUGGCUUGCUUAGUAUUAGGAGUCUUUGUUUGCGCAAACGCCGUACCAUUGGGUUUCGGUAAUAGAGGUGGAGGUUUUGGCGGCGGCGGUGGCGGUGGAUUUGGCGGAGGGGGCGGUGGAUUCGGGGGCGGUGGUGGUUUUGGAGGAGGUGGUGGAGGCGGUGGGGGCGGCGGAUUCGGUGGAGGCCGAGGAGGUGGUUUUGGAGGCGGAUUCGGUGGAGGGCAAGGUGGUGGAAUUGGUGGUGGCUUCGGAGGUAGCCGCGGUUAUGGAGGUCACCCUGGUUAUGGUCAUGGACGUUAG
This is a messenger RNA of Leptosia nina, 315 nucleotides long. NCBI's taxonomy places the organism in Eukaryota, Metazoa, Arthropoda, Insecta, Lepidoptera, Pieridae. The record is from the annotation of a GenBank genome assembly.